Manis pentadactyla (Chinese pangolin) is the source of this 2513-nucleotide messenger RNA. RefSeq names its product tRNA methyltransferase 13 homolog (gene TRMT13). The record is from RefSeq and is a predicted model, not a curated record. Lineage: Eukaryota; Metazoa; Chordata; Mammalia; Pholidota; Manidae. The transcript is spliced from 10 exons. Bases 6 to 986 code for a protein of 326 amino acids. Gene Ontology annotation, biological process: tRNA methylation.
GAACUAUGGCGGCUUCUGCGCCGACGCCGGCCGUCACUGGCUUCCCAACUGAGGGUCGAUGCAGUUACUAUGUGGAAAAGAAGAAACGGUUCUGCAGGAUGGUGGCGGCAGCAGGAAAGAGGUUCUGUGGUGAACACGCUGGAGUCGCGGAGGAGGAAAAUGAUCGGAAAAGAAUCCUGUGUCCUUUGGAUACAAAACACACAGUGUAUGAAGAUCAACUAGCAAAGCAUUUGAAAAAAUGUAACUCCAGAGAAAAGCCAAAACCUGAUUUCUUUAUUCAAGAUAUUAAUGCAGGCUUAAAAGAUGAAACAGAAAUACCUGAACAGCUAGUUCCAAUUUCUUCUCUCUCUGAAGAGCAACUGGAAAGCUUAAUUAAGAAAUUGAGAAAAGCAAGUGAAGGUUUGAACUCUACACUUAAAGAUCAAAUUAUGUCCCAUCCAGCCUUGCAUGAUGCCCUUAGUGAUCCUAAAAAUGGUGAUUCAGCAACCAAACACCUGAAACAGCAGGCUUCUAUUUUAGGUAACAUUGAAAAAUUAAAGUUACUUGGUCCAAGAAGAUGCUUUGUUGAGUUUGGAGCAGGCAAGGGAAAAUUAUCUCAUUGGGUUGAUAUUGCCUUAAAAGAUGCUGAAAAAGUUCACUUCAUCCUAGUAGAGAAGGUGACCACAAGAUUCAAGGUAGAUGGCAAACACAGAAAGAAAGAUUCAAUGUUUGAGAGACUUCAAAUUGAUAUUCAACACUUGUGUUUGAGUAAGAUUCCUUUACUAAGCAAAGAAAAACUACCUGUGGUAGGAAUUGGAAAGCAUCUGUGUGGUAUGGCAACAGCUCAGCUGUCACCACUUUCAGGAAGCCUCCCAAAUAAGGUACUCCUCCUUAGUGUUUAUCAUAAUUAUCUCUACGUAUCUUUACCUUAUUGCAUUUUAAUUAUCUGUUUAUAUAUAUUAAUUCUCCCACUAUGCUGUGAAUUUUUUGAACAGGGAGUGUGCUAAAACAGUGGUUGACAUGUAAUAGAAACUCAGUAAAUGUUUGAGUGAGUAAAUAAUCCUGGCCACCAAUUAUCUGUGUUUCCUAGUCCCUUUCCAGGUAUAUGGCUUUGUCCCUUAGGUUCUCCAUAAAGAAGAGAUUGAGAUAGAUUGCUGAAGCUCCUUCUGAUUAUGAUGUAUCUUCAUUCUUUUAAUAAUUUUUUAGGUUAUUCACAUUUUUGAAAAUCAUUUACUUAAGUCCAAUAUAAAUAAAACAGUGACUGAAUAUAUAUUUUUUUGCUUGUCUGGGAAUCGUUUAAUCCCUCCUUCAUAUUUAAAUGAUAAUCGUGCUGAAUAUAUAUUUUUUUAGAAAAUAAUAACUUAUGAAACAAUAGAUUAACUAUCACUUUCCCCAAAUAAUAGGUUCCCAAGAAUGUUUGUUGACUUAAAUUCAUAUAUUGAAUUAAAUUUACUAGUGAAAAUCAGAUCAUUUAAUUGUCAGUGGUGACAUCUUAGGGUAAUAAAAAUUUUAAAUACAUAAGGUUUUGAUUGAAUAGUCAUAGCAUGCCAAUCUAAUCAGACAGACAAUAUGGGGUUUACAGCAUACAUUUGGAGUCUUUCCAAUAUUGCCAACAUUAUAGCAGUCUUCUGUGAGAAAUACUCAUAGUCAGCAAAAAUCGAUUUAUUUUUUAAAUGUACUAUAAGGUUUUCAUUUUAAUAUGGAGUACAUCCUCUUAGUUUAUGUGUAUAAUCAUCAUUGUAUCCACAAGGCCAUGCACAUGAAAGGCAUUCAGUAACUAAUUGCUGAAUGAAUGCUUAAAUACUGUAAGCUACUCAGGGAGGCCUGCUUUCCACAAUCUGACCCCAUUCUUUACUCUUCAGCUUGCUAUUUGCUUUGAACAUCUUAUAUUUCAGAACUGACACCUAACACCAAUCUAAGCAGAAGCCUUUAUUCUUUAUUUCUUUCUUUGAGUUUCCUAAGCUCAAAAUUUUCCUGCCAUGUGAGUGUAAAUAAUUUUUUCUAUACAAGUCAUUUCCUCAGGGUAGGAGAAAUAAGAGCCAAUAAGGGUGUUUGAACUACAAGUCUAUACAAAUUGUAGAUCUUAAGCUUCAAACAGUUUUUUAGGAAGUAGACUUUAUGCAGACUAAAUCAUUAGAGAAAAUGAGAUGCUAAUGAGAAAGGAGCAAAUAAAAACAAAGUUGGUAAUUCAUGGAAGAAUUAUUGCAAGUAUAAAGCUAAGUAGUUUUUUGUUGCUGGGAUUUUAAAAUCCAUACUGCUUAAUAACUGUAAAAAAUAUUUAUUUUUAAAGACGAUGUGGUUUGGGGGGGCCACAUAAUUGUGUUCGCAGAUCUUGCAUUACGGUGUUUGGUUGAAACCUAUGCUGCCAGUUGUGAGGAAAGGAAUGAAGAACCUUUAGCCAAACGCAUAAAGAAUGAUAAAACAGAAAAAGAAAUUAACACUUUGGCCAAGGAAAGAAAUGAAAAAAAUGUCCCAGAGAAGUGGACCCCUGUGGCUGGCAUUGUUAUUGCACUCUGUUGUCACCACAGGUGUGA